Messenger RNA from Wyeomyia smithii (pitcher-plant mosquito), 1953 nucleotides. RefSeq lists its product as uncharacterized. The transcript is spliced from 3 exons. Lineage: Eukaryota; Metazoa; Arthropoda; Insecta; Diptera; Culicidae. Bases 1 to 960 code for a protein of 319 amino acids. The record is from RefSeq and is a predicted model, not a curated record.
AUGGACAUAUUGCGGAAUAAGUUCGAUGGAAAUAUAUCAGAAAAUAGUAACGAAACACUCAAUGAACCACUGAUCCGGUUACAUCCGAAUUUCAAUGAGUGUCCGAAACCUCAGCAUGGCAACAAUUCAGAUGAACUUUUACGAGUAUGGGCACUUCGUCAUAGCAUUACUCAUCAUGCUUUGAAAGAUUUACUGACAAUAGUUAAACAACAUUACCACGAUAAAACUUUGCCGUCAGAUCCAAGAACUCUCCUGGGUACUCCACGAAAUAGCAGUAAACUGUGCCUUCCAAUCAGCGGAGGUAAAUAUUGGCACCACGGACUUAGAGCUUGCUUGAAACAAUGGUUCGGAAAUUUAUCUACUGAUAUUGUUAUAAGUAUCAACAUCAAUAUUGAUGGUUUACCCAUACAUAAAAGUUCGAAGUUUCAACUUUGGCCUAUUUUGUGCAAUGUCCACGAAUAUCCCGAUUUACAAGUAUUACCUAUAGGAAUAUUCAUUGGAAAAACCAAACCUGCAGAUGUUAACGAGUUCCUGACACCUUUUGUGGAUGAAAUUAUCCUUUUUAUAAAGAAUGGUGUUGUUGUGAAUGAUCACAAAGUAAGCAUCAAACUCAGGUGUUUUAUUUGCGACUCGCCAGCGCGAGCAUUCGUCAAAGGAGUCGUGAAUUUCAACGGAAAAAAUGGAUGUCUGAAGUGUACGAUAACUGGAGAAUAUUCCCACAUUUCUCGUACCGUGGUGUUUCCAUCUAUCCGUUGCCCACUGCGAACUGAUGAAAUAUUUCGUCGUAAAGAGUAUGGUAGACACCACACCGCUCGGGAGUCACCUUUACUAAAAAUUCCAGGGCUCGACAUGAUCCAGGAUUUCGUGGUUGCUGAUCAAUUACACCUGUUAGAGCUAGGAAUAAUGAAACGCUUAUUAACUGGAUGGAGAGAUGGUAACCUAGAUUUGCAGGAAAAAUGAGUGCAUAUCAAAUACAACAUUUAUCAGCUAUGAUUGAAAGCGUGAAACUGCCAAAAGAAGUUCACCGAAAAAUGCGAGGAAUAGAUUGUCUGGCAUUUUGGAAAGAAACAGAGUGUCGUACGUUUUUAAAUUAUGUGGGAAUUGUUGUUUUAAAAGGUGUGUUAAACGAAACUUUAUAUAAACAUUUUUUGUUGCUUUUUACAGCAGUAACGAUUUGUUCAUCAGAUUUUCAUGCAAAUUUACGACCAACAGCACAGGGCCUUUUCGAAAAAUUUAUUCAAGAAUUCAUGAUAAUUUAUGGAGAACAAUACAUAACUAGUAAUAUUCACAACCUAGAACACAUUGUUGGCGACGUGGAUCGAUUUGGAUCAUUAAACACAAUAUCGGCUUAUCCAUUCGAAAGUUAUUUAUCUCAGAUUAAAAUAUUUGUACGGCAGGGUAACAACUGUUUAGAACAAGUUGUUAACAGGUUGCUUGAAAAAAAUGAACAACUGAAACAAAAAGAAAAUUUUACACCCAAAGUGACAAGACGAGGAAGCUUUGUUCAAUGUGAAAUCAAAAACGGACUAUUAAUUAGCAACACAUUCAAAGACUCGUGUUUUUUGGCAAAAAACUUAGACAUAGUACAGAUGACCGAUGCUACAAUUGAUAUUUUUAAUAACAUUACUAUUCAUGGCUCCCCCGUAUCAAAUUUCUAUAACUUUUUUGAUUUUCCAAUUCCUUCAUCAAAACUAUAUAUUUUUUUGACAAAUUUAUGUAUUAGUUCCAGGAAGGCAUACACUAUAAAUGAAAUGUUUUGUAAGUUUGUAGUUGUCCCGUAUACGCGAAACAAUGUUGUAUUGUUACCGUUACUUCAUACAUUUUGUGCUGACUAAAAAGAUAAACACAAGCUCAACAAAUUUAACAGUUCAAAGUUUCUAGAAACAUAUGUAUUUUAAGCGAGCAAACAUGUCAAAUUUACAUUAAAAACAACUUCAGGAAAUUUUUAAUAAA